Molecule: messenger RNA, 915 nt
Organism: Trypanosoma cruzi
Lineage: Eukaryota; Euglenozoa; Kinetoplastea; Trypanosomatida; Trypanosomatidae
Exons: 1
Coding region: 1-915 (304 amino acids)
Source: RefSeq, a predicted model, not a curated record
AUGGCAGCAGCGGUGGGGCUCUGCGACUGCGCACUUGCCAUGCGUGUCUCAUCUUUUGCCGCUGCUCCCUCGUUGUGUUGGUGGGGGAGGAGGCGAGCGACUGCGUCGUUGGAGUUGCGCCCCAGUGGGAGAGGGAAGGCACCGACCGCUGCUGACGGCGACGGUCUUUGCUGCAGGCGAUGUGACGGGAGGACGUCACCGGUGUCACAGUCAACCGAGAUGGAUGAGGGCCGCACUGCGUCUCCCGCCCCUCUCAUCAUCCUCUCUGUCCACUGCAGUCACACGCCACACGCACCGCAGAGCAGCGUCGCGACCACCAUCCGGAUGUCUGUGAGCCAAUUGGAAUGCAAAAUCGAUGUGGACCCUUUUUCCCCGUGUCUGAGUGCCGCCGUGCUUCUUUAUGUUUUUCCUUUGUUGUGUAUGUCGGGCGCGCAUGGUGUCGCUGAUUGCUGUGCAAUGCCGACUCGCGUGAGCGAGAAACGAUGCUUUGACUGCUGGCGACCGGCGAGCUCUCCACUCCACUUACGCACCAACACCAACAACACCUUUCGGACGCGCUUGAUGGCCGGCGGUCGUAACGCUGCCACGUGGUCUGCCUCGGCUCUUGUGUGUCGUGCACGGCAUCGGGACCGCCCCGUGAUGCAGCCACUCGGUAACAGGAGCGGUGCCAGUGGUCAUGUGGCUUUUUGCCGGGAUUCCGCCACUCGGCACGGUGGCUGUACGGGGUUGUAUGGGCGGUGGGAGGGCGAUGGUGUCACUGAAUUGAUUGCGUCUGCGCUGCUUUGCUUCGGCGGCUGUAUUGUGAUGGUUAUUGUGUAUGACCGGAUGCCUCUGCGUGCCACUGUGUUUGGUUACUGUUGUUGUUGCUGCCUUUUAUUCUUUUUUGAGCGUGCAGUUAGAGAUACUUUUGCUUGA